UUUACGGCUGCUCACGAUAAUCAAGCGUACAGAUAAACAAGAAAACUCGUUGUGGCACUCUGCUCUGAUAGAAGGUUUAUAUCGCAGCGAGAUACAUGUUCGGAUGGACUGGCUACUUCCUGCUUAUUUGACAGCGAGCACGAUUUGAUCCCUGUGGCUACUCCUCCCCCGACUUUAAAACGGAAACGCGCGACAAAGAGCCGCAGCAUGACAAUGCUUCUCCGAAAUCGAGCUGUCGUUGCUCUUGGGCUUCGAAUGUGCUCCUCUCAUGUGACCAAAGGACCGCUGGCUGAUGCAGUGAAACACAGCUCAGACAUGUCUGAAUUCCGUGAGGUGUUUUCCAAAGCCAAGCACAUAGCCAUCAUAACAGGAGCUGGUGUAAGCGCAGAGAGCGGAGUACCAACCUUUCGUGGAAAGAAUGAGAAGUGGAGGAAGUGGCUGUCUCAGGACCUUGCAACGCCAGAGGCCUUCUCUCGCGACCCGUCUCGAGUCUGGGAGUUCUACCAUUACAGAAGGGAGCUUGUGAUGAACAAGAAGCCCAGCGCUGUCCAUUUGGCUUUAGCAGAAUGCGAGGCUCGGCUGAAGAAGCAGGGACGCUCUGUGGUCAUCAUCACUCAGUGCAUAGAUGACCUGCACCGUCAGGCUGGGUCCAAACAUGUGCUCAACGUUCACGGCAGUCUGAUGGAGACGCGCUGUAUGAGUUGCGGUCAUGUGUCAGUGAACAAGAGAAGCCCCAUAUGUGCUCCCUUAAAAAACAAAGGUGACCCUGGCCCAGAUGUUCCUGAUGCCCAGAUUCCUGUGGAUAAGCUGCCAAGGUGUGAAGAAAGAGAGUGUAAUGGUCUUCUGAGACCCAAUGUGGUGUUUUUUGGGGAGACGCUGGACUCUCACAUUCUUACCAAGGUGGAAAAAGAAAUUGAAACCUGUGAUCUUUGUCUCGUGGUGGGAGCAUCUUCUAUUGUUUACCCAGCAGCCAUGUUUGGCCCUCGUAUUGCAUCCAGAGGUGUUCCAGUGGCGGAGUUUAAUAUACAUACAACACCGAAAUCAGAAUAUUUCAUGUACCAUUUCCAGGGUCCAUGUGGAACUACACUGCCUCAAGCUUUGGCACAACAUGAGUCAGAGGUUUUUUAAAAAAAACACCAGGCUGACUUUUUCAACAUCAGUUAGAUUCAAAAAAACAAAAUAAAACCUACAAGCCAGUGCAGCCCAGACAUUUCUUAGCAAUACUCCAAAUCUCUUUAAAUCAUUGUAGCUGUUAAUGUGCUUUAAGGUAUUUUGUAAAUCAUUAAGCUUCUUGACAAUUUUUGAGAUGAAUUUCUUAAUACUUGAAAAUGUAGCUCACUAACUGGAAUCAGAUCAUGAUUUUUUUAUGUUACAUGAUAUCGUGUGAACUAUGCAGCUUAAAAAGGAAAGGGAGAACAUGCAUGUAAAAAUCAAAACAAAAGUCAGACAUCAAAAGGUAUUCUUUCAUAAUGGAUGUUAAUGAGAAGAUCAUUAAAUGUUAGCACUGUUGUUCUCUAAAAUGAAGCUGUAGAUCAACAUAUUACUUCUGGUAGAGUAUUCCACUUUUCUCUUUCUACCGCAUGAAGAGAUGUACAAAUCAUAAUAUAAUCUAGUGCCUUUUCAGACUGUUUACACAACCUUGACCAAAUGCUUGCUUUAAGUUUCAAGUACAAAUCUUUCAAUGUUACAGAGAUUUAUUCCAGUGUACAGAGUUUGCUGUUGACCAAGAACAGAGAGGAAGUGAAAAAUUCAGGUUAUGCCUGUCAUUUACUCU
Molecule: messenger RNA, 1774 nt
Organism: Maylandia zebra (zebra mbuna)
Lineage: Eukaryota; Metazoa; Chordata; Actinopteri; Cichliformes; Cichlidae
Source: RefSeq, a predicted model, not a curated record